This is a messenger RNA of Ochotona curzoniae (black-lipped pika), 1011 nucleotides long. RefSeq names its product T-cell surface glycoprotein CD1e, membrane-associated-like. Bases 1 to 1011 code for a protein of 336 amino acids. The record is from RefSeq and is a predicted model, not a curated record. Gene Ontology annotation, molecular function: lipopeptide binding; exogenous lipid antigen binding; endogenous lipid antigen binding. Lineage: Eukaryota; Metazoa; Chordata; Mammalia; Lagomorpha; Ochotonidae. Gene Ontology annotation, biological process: immune response; positive regulation of T cell mediated cytotoxicity; antigen processing and presentation, exogenous lipid antigen via MHC class Ib. The transcript is spliced from 5 exons. Gene Ontology annotation, cellular component: external side of plasma membrane.
AUGAACUAUAACAGCAAAGUGUGGAGACACGGUAAGAAACCACUCCAGAGAAGAGCAGCUCCCCAGGCUGUCAGGCCCCAUCCUCCAGCUGCACAAGAGCCGCUUACCUUCCGCGUCAUCCAGAUCUCCUCCUUUGUCAACCACAGCUGGGCAUACAACCAGGGCUCAGGAUGGUUGGGUGAGAUCCAGACUCACAGCUGGGACAGUGCCAUGGGCACCAUUCGUUUUCUGAAGCCAUGGUCUCGUGGGAACUUCAGCCAGGUGGAGUUGAAGAAUUUCCAGUCAUUCUUCCGGUUAUACCUCCAUGGUUUCAUUCAAGAAGUGCAAGCCUUUGUGAACCGAUUUCAGUUUGAAUACCCCUUUGAGAUCCAGUUGUCCUGUGGAUGUGCACUGCGAGCUGGAGCCCUCUCAGAAAGUUUCUUAUAUGGAGCAUAUCAAGGAUCAGAUUUCCUGAGUUUACAAGGAGGUUCCUGGCAGCCAGCCCCUGGAGCAGGAAGUCGUGCCCAAGAUGUUUGUAGAGUACUCAAUCAGUACAAAGGCAUUGAAGAAAUUGAACAGCAGCUUGUCAGCAAAACGUGCCCAGAAUUUCUGGCAAGCCUCCUUGCAAAAGGGAAGUCAGAACUGGAGCAGCAAGUGAGGCCCGAGGUUUGGCUGUCCAAAGGCCCCAGCCCUGGGCCUGGCCGUCUGUUGCUGGUGUGCCAUGUCUCCGGCUUCUACCCCAAGCCUGUGUGGGUGAUGUGGAUGCGAGGUGAAAAGCAGCAGACACGGACUCGAUUAGGUGAUGUCCUGCCCAAUGCUGAUGGCACGUGGUAUCUCCGAGUAACCCUGGAGGUGGCGGCUGGAGAGGCAGCUGGCCUGGCCUGUCGAGUGAAGCACAGCAGCCUCAAAGGCCAUGACAUUGUCAUUCCCUGGGGUGGACACUCCAUUCUGCUGAUACUGAUGUGUUUGGCCGUAAUGGCCAUUCUGGCUGUGUUGGUUGUAGUUGAGUUUGGGUUUGUAAAGCAGAGGUGA